CAAAAGUAUACAGGUUGUAGCGGUUUCUUUGAAAAUUGAUCAUCCUUUUUGAUUCCCAAAUUAAAAUUGUAUUUACCACUAUGGCAGGAGAAAAUAAAGAAAAUGUUGACGUUGACACUGAAGCAGAAAUGGAGGAAUUUGCAAUGCAUUUCGAGGUAAAUCGUUUGGAUUCAUUUAAAGACUGGCCAUUCCAAGAAGAUUGUUCAUGUGUUCCACAAAAGCUUGCUGAAGCAGGAUUCUAUCACAUACCUAGUGAGCAAGAACCAGAUGCUGUCAGAUGUUUUAUGUGUCAAAAGGAGCUUGAUGGUUGGGAACCAGAUGAUGAUCCAAUGAGUGAGCAUCGAAAGCAUGCACCCAAGUGUAAUUUUCUGAAGCACUGGAAACCAGAAGAAGAGUACACCGUUGCUGACUUUGUUAAGAGCAUAUCAGAACGCCAACAAGCAAAAAUGAAACGUCUGCUAGAGACAAAGACAAAAGAAUUCCAGAAACAAGCUGCAGAAGUCCGGAAACAGAUGGAACUGCUAAAAUGAAAUGCACCAAAGGCUCCUUUACAUUUCAAAGUGAACGUUUUGCUUCAUAUUACACAAAUACAUGUGUACCAGGCUCUGAGAAAGUAUAGUGGGAAUAAUUCAUGUGAGGUUGGACUGGCAUGCAAGUACUAUUUUUAUUUUCCAAGAAAAUGUAAUAAUAUUGUCAAUCCAACAGAGGAUGAAUAAUUCCCAUUUUUCAAAAGAAACACCUGUGUAUUUGUUUUAUAUCCCUAUUUGAACAAUAAAUCUUGUCCCGUUUGUCUGUUUCCCCAUUCUGAACCAAAUUCACUCAGCCACUGCAGAAUCUAUCAGUCUCUGCGCCACUACACCGCAGGGGGUAAGGGUUUUCCAACUUAACUAGAGACAACUCGCUGUUUGCUGUGCCCAAGGUUCAGCUUUAGCCCCAUAAAGUUUUUUACACAAAAUAUAGUGGACAUAUAUUUUUUUGUCACAUAAGCAUCAACUGACCAAUCACCUAAUUAGAAUACUCAUGAUAUGAGAAAUAAUGACACUUUUAAGAAUU
This is a messenger RNA of Lytechinus variegatus (green sea urchin), 1053 nucleotides long. It is a transcript of the gene birc5, whose product is annotated as baculoviral IAP repeat-containing protein 5-like. NCBI's taxonomy places the organism in Eukaryota, Metazoa, Echinodermata, Echinoidea, Temnopleuroida, Toxopneustidae. The record is from RefSeq and is a predicted model, not a curated record. Bases 81 to 530 code for a protein of 149 amino acids. The transcript is spliced from 4 exons.